GUUGUUAGACCAUCCGCAACGCGGGUACGUCCGAGUAACUUAGCGCGAAGACCUAUGUAAAUCCGAGUAUUAUAAUAGUUUAAUUUUUUCUUUAGCUAAGAAAGGGUCCGUAAACAAGGAGUUUAAGGACUUAAUCCUUACGUGCGUGGCAACACCUGAUAGGCUAGGGGGAUUGGGAUGUUUUCGCGUGGGGAAAAAAACCGAGUCAGUUUCUUUCUACUUCUCGAAAAAAAAAACUCUCCGCGACAUCGAAGGCGAUACGGCGACAGGAGAAAGCUUAAGGUGUUGAAAUGGAAGAAGAAUUAAGAGAUAUGAAAGCACGGAAAGAUUACUACAACAUGCUUCAUUACGUUGCAGAUGCGCAACAGGGUAUUCCUCAACUCUGUCCUUGUGGAUCAAUCACGAAGGAAGUCGUUGAUGAAGAGGACACGUACGACUACCUACCGGGGAAAAGAUAUUUCAUUUGCAAAGAUUUCGAGAAUGACGGGUUGCAUUUCAGGCAACCAUGGGUUAUGGGAAUGCAACAAGAGGUUGAGAGGCUUAAAAAAAAAUUCUACGAGCAGGAGAAGCUUCUAAGAGAGUGCCAGUCGCUUAAGGAGCAGGUGAGGAUGCUGCUUAAGCGUGUGACUGAACUUGAGAGAGCCCAUUCCGAGGUCCAUGUGAGUACUGAAGACAAGUAGGUUGCUGUAUAAGUCACGGGUUCUCUGUUGCCUUACUGCUUUGUCUGUUUAUGCUAGUGUUUUCAUGUGAACCGAGUCACGGGUUCUCUGUUGCCAUUUCUUGGCUUUAUAACUAUGUUUCUUCUCUCGGCUUUGUAACUCAUUUGCUUCUUCUUCUACUACUUUCGAACCUUGUAUCUCUUGAACGUGUAAAACUCAUCUACUUUGUAACUCUACUGAAUUAUAGUCAAAUAUGGGAGAUGAAUUCGAUCAAAGAUUCGAAGCGGCUUUCUAAGGACUUCGUAGUGGUAACACCAUUGGACAGACAAUUUGGAUCAGAGUCCUUAACUAUUCAAAAAAAAAAAAAAAAACAUUAAAAUAUGGCUAAGGACUCCAAUGGUGGGUAACACCAUUGGAGAUGCUCUUAUAUACUACUAUAUAUGAAAAAGAGGACGAUAAUACGUGUUCAUUGUUUGACCAGUACUGUAUUUUUUUUAUUUUUUUGAAACAUACCAGUACUGUAUAUAAA
Brassica rapa (field mustard) is the source of this 1188-nucleotide messenger RNA. RefSeq lists its product as uncharacterized. The record is from RefSeq and is a predicted model, not a curated record. NCBI's taxonomy places the organism in Eukaryota, Viridiplantae, Streptophyta, Magnoliopsida, Brassicales, Brassicaceae.